AUGGCUACAAUGAAAAUGACUCAAAUGCUAUCUGUACCCUUAAGUCGAGUGCGAUCACCUAAACUUAAACGUCAAACACCUGUUGAAGAUGAAACUGAUGGUCAACAGCAUAAUCCACCACCAAAAUCUAUUGCAUCUGAUUAUGAAUCAAAUUCAUCUCGUUCUCUAUCACCAUACUGGCGUAUUGUCAUGGAUCCUGAAUCUUCGUCCAGUUAUUUAGAUGUACCUGAAACGACAAAUAAUAGUCGUCGAUCAUCAAAUAAUAGUGUUGUACGUUUCACUCCACAUGAUGCAUCGGAUCUAUGUUCUAUUCUUGAUAUGACUUACGAAUCAGAAAAUCUUGAAAAAGCAAUUAUUAGCAAUGAUAAAUAUACUGUGCGUCGUAUUAUUGAUAUUCAUCAAAAUAAAUUUAAUUUUGUCAAAGAUCGUACAAAUUCAGUUCAAGCACAAUCAGGUUUCCCUGUACAGCUCAUGCCACAAACACAACUGCCUGCACAUCAAACAACAUCAUUUGGUUCACCAUCAAUAACAAGUAAUACGGAUUUAUUAGAAGCUGUUAGUAAACAAGCAUUAAUUAGUGAUGAUAUGGAUGAAUUACCAACAAUAUCAUCUCCAGAACAAAGUAAUUCGCUGCAUGAUGCACCAAGUAAUGUAUUAACAUAUACAACGGGUCCACUUUCGGCUGCAUUAAUUAAUUAUCAUCAUCAAACAUAUCCAAAUAGUCAUUCGAUACCAAAUCCAUCGUCCGUGAAUGUUGGAUCACCCAUUAAUGAACGUAUUGACUCUGAAUAUGAAUCCAUGUUUACAGUGCCGACAAGUUUCAAUAAGGAAUCAAUUUAUCCCACAAGUGAUUCACCUAAUGAUGGACCACCUAUAUUUCGAAAUGUUUUACAUGUUGCUAUAAUGUAUGACGCUCGUGAUGUUAUGCGUAUUUGUUUAAAAUAUGGUAUUGAUCCAAACGCACCCGGUAUACAUCCUAAUACAAUAAAUAUGUCAUCGCAUUCUCAAACACCAACAUCAAAUUCAUAUUCACAUUCAAGUGCACGUUUGUCACCUGAUUUACCGCGUGCAUCACCCUGCCGUAAUGGUACCUUAGAUUAUAAUACUUAUUAUACUAAUGAACGUUUAUUUACAUUACCACCAUUAUUUCUUGCUGCACAACGUAAUAAUCAUUAUGCAUGUACACUUCUACUUAAAUAUGGUGCAAACGUUAAUGCACGUGAUGAACAAUAUUGCAGUCCAUUACAUUUAGCUGCACGUUUACAGCAUGAUGUAUGCGAUAUACUUAUAUCGCAUCAUGCUUGUAUAACAAUAUCAAAUAAAUAUGGUGAUACGCCAUUGUCAUUAUGGUCAACAGUUAAACAAUUACAAAUAACAUUUGUUGAACGUGAAUUUAAUAAACUAUGUCGUAAACAUUCGACUGUAUCCAAACGCCAUCGAUUUUUAUCACGUGAUAAUAAUAGUGAUCAAUAUCAAACAAUAUCAUCGAUGAAUAAUUAUACGAACACAAAUAAUUGUAAUAAUGGUUUAGUACCGGCACAUGGUUUAAAAAAUUUAAGACGUGUUUUUCGAUAUAGUGGAAGUGAUUCGUAUGAUUCAAAAUCAGUUAAGAAAAGUCUUUCAUCACAAAGUUCAAUUGGAAAAUCGAAACGGCUCACUGGCAGUGGCUUUCAAGGGCAUGGACAUGGAGCAUCUCUUGGUCGAAGUGUGUCUCGGCAAGUUUCAGAAGAACGUGACGAAGUUGAUGCACCCAAUUUUGGACGAUCACUACACAUUAAGCGUAAAGUAAGUGGGAAAAUCUAUCCGUAUGAUGCUUACACAUCAAAGGAAAAUAUAUCUAAUUAG
This is a messenger RNA of Rotaria socialis, 1845 nucleotides long. The record is from the annotation of a GenBank genome assembly. Lineage: Eukaryota; Metazoa; Rotifera; Eurotatoria; Philodinida; Philodinidae.